Rhopalosiphum padi (bird cherry-oat aphid) is the source of this 2230-nucleotide messenger RNA. Its product is annotated as proton-coupled amino acid transporter 2-like. NCBI's taxonomy places the organism in Eukaryota, Metazoa, Arthropoda, Insecta, Hemiptera, Aphididae. The coding region runs from base 236 to 1606 and encodes 456 amino acids. The record is from RefSeq and is a predicted model, not a curated record. The transcript is spliced from 9 exons. Gene Ontology annotation, molecular function: amino acid transmembrane transporter activity. Gene Ontology annotation, cellular component: vacuolar membrane. Gene Ontology annotation, biological process: amino acid transmembrane transport.
AGGUUAAAUAUAUAGUGGGAAAAGGAGAGGUAGGGUAAUGUACAGAGUAAAAUAGAUUGUAGCAAACAGUGUUUGUCACAGGGACGAGCUUAGUAAUCGUUUCGUGCGCGCGUGAUGAUCAUCAACGCGAAUACUCGAUUGACGUCCUAGUUUUUCGCUAGAUUUUUUUAGCUAUUAUUAUUUUGAUUUGAAUUAUUCAUAUAUUUAGAAUAAUAUUGUUGUGAAAAUUAAAACUAUGGAAACUGACAAAUUAAAUGACAAAGAAAAUAAAACCAAUGGUGAUUCUCAGCUUACUAUGGUAGAAAUGGGAGAACUUAAUCACUGUCCAAGACCAUCAACAUCAGGAGAAAAUAAAAGAUCUGGGUAUUUAGUAACGCUAAUGCACUUUAUAAAAGGAAAUAUUGGUUGUGGAAUGUUAGCUAUGGGAGAAGCCUUUAAAUUUGGAGGUUUAUACCUUACAUUGUGCAUAUUAUUGUACGUUUGGUUAAUUAGUGUCUACAAUAUGCAUGUUUUGACUACAUUAAGUAAGAAAGUUCAGAAUCGUUUGCAAACCAAACGUGCCCCGUCAUUUGGUGAUACAGUUGAAAAUGCAUUCAAAAUGUCUGAUAAAUGGAUAUUUCGAAGUAUAUCAAAUAAUAUUAGAAAGAUUGUUUUUUGUAACAUACUUAUCACGCAACUUGGUCUAUGCAGUGUAUAUAUUCUAUUUAUUAGCACUUCAUUACAGAAGCUGUUACUUCAAUACUCGUAUGAGAUUAAUAUUCAAACUGUUUUAUUAUUUACAAUGCCUUUGAUAAUGGUAUGUGCAAGUUUGAGAAAAUUGCGAUUUAUAGCACCAUUAUCAACUUUGGCCAAUUUUGCAUUGAUUACUGGUGUUAUUACGAUAAUGUAUUAUAGCUGUUCUGGGCCAUCAGCUGAGAAUGUUAGAUAUUCAUAUGCUAAAUGGUCUGAGUUACCAACGAUGUUCGGCAUAAUCAUGUUUAGUUUUGAAGGAAUUGGAUUGGUUUUACCUCUUUUUGCGGAGAUAGACGACGAUAAAAAGUUUACAUCGUGUUUUGGAGUCUUGAAUUUUGGUAUGGUAGCUGUAAUGAUGUUAAACGUUCCUUUGGGUAUGACUGGCUAUGCAAAAUGGGGAGAAGACGUAAAAAGCAGUCUAACAUUGAAUUUACCACACGAUCACGAAUUAACACAAUUUGUAAUAAUCAUGAUGAUAUUGGGAAUAGCUUGUUCAUAUGCACUUCAAUUUUACCCUGCAGCUGUAAUUGUCUAUAGUGACCUCGAAAAAAUCUACGGCCCGUUUAAUCAUCCUGCAAUAUGGGAUUAUAGCAUCCGGAUAUGUAUAUGCCUUGUUACUUACCUGGCAGCUAGUACAGUCCCGCAUUUGGACCUAUUCAUGUCAUUAGUGGGUUCAGUAACUUGCGUUGCGCUCACCAUGAUUUUCCCUGCAUUAUCUAAUUUGGCGUUCCGGACAAAAGACAAAGGUUCAUUUUUCAGUUCAUUUUUAGAUAUGGUAACCAUACUUACGGCAGUGAUCGGUUCAGUCACCGGAAUUUACGCCAAUACAACGGCUAUUUAUGAGGCGUUCUCUCAAAACCACAGCAACGGCUAAAUCUGAUUCAAAAAUUGGGGAGCGAUAAAAACAAACAACCACUAGACCAGUUAUUUGAUUGAACCGUUAAAUUUGAACACAUUAGAAACAACUGAGAAAUGGUUCAUGCAAUGGUAUUAAAAAGUAAACCUCAAAAAAUGGAUGGUAUACAACAGUAGUUCGUUUUUAUUCAGUUGGCAGUCUUAAUAACUAAUACACCAAUUUAAAGACUUAAUUUGUUUUUUUAUAAAUUACAUCUACCUAUAUGUUAUAUCUAUAUACUUUUAACAUAUAUAUAUAAUGUAUUGUAUUAAAACUACUGUAUAAGUAUACAUAUUUAUAUUGUGUAUAUAAUAAAAAUUAUAUAUAAAAAUUAGGUAUGAACUUUAAUAAAGUAUUAUUCAUUUCUUAAAUACAUUAUACUGAAAUAAAUAAGUUUUUAUUGUAGAAUAGUGUAUAUAUUUUAAUUUAUAAUAUAAUUCGGUAACCAACCAAUAUAUAUUAUGUUUAAUGUUUAUCGAUUUUUUGUUCGCGCACAAUAUUCGUACACACGAAAAAUAACUACCUAUCAACUACUUUUAAUUCAGAUAAUUUCAAUUUACACUUAUCAAUAAACUGUAUACAUAUAUAUUAUACUAACUUACA